AUGGUCAAUCGUGAAAGCAGAUUCAGACACCCGUAUGAAAUAAGCUACGAAAUCAAGUACGGUUCGCAAAAUAAUGUGGUUUAUUUGGGUAAACUCAAGUCAAAAAAUCUUACCGACAAGGACAAGCAAAAACUAAAGAAAUUACAACAAGAAAUAGUUGAGAAGGGAAUGAAAAUCGACGAGCUUGAAAAGCAAAAUCUAUUCAUCAUAGAAAAAUACGAUAGCCUUCAGCAAGAGCAUCUUGAAUGUAUUCAAGUAAAAAGAGAGCUAAAGGCUAAGCUUCAGAAGCUGAAGAAAGAGAGGGAGGAGAAGGAAAAUCAACUGACAAAACUACAAAAUGAAAAAACUGAAUGCGAAAAAAAAUUUAAAGAGGUUCAUGACAAAUUAGUAGACCAAGAAGAAAAGAACAACAGCCUUCAUGAAAAGCAAAUUGAGCUGAAGAAAUUGAACGAGAAGAAUAAAGAAGCAGCUAAAAACUUGACUCGCGAAAAUCAUCAGCUGCAGACGGCUUUAUCUGAACGAAGUCAAGAAUUAAAACAUGUUCAAGAGGCCCAUCAGAAAGACAAGUAUAUGAUCUGUGGAUUGGAGAAGCAAAUUCUGAAGAUUCAAAAUGCCCACGAGAAAGAGAAGAAUGACAAAACUGAUCAAUGGAAGGAUCUUAUCAAAUCAAUGAUGAUGAAAAAUGAAGAUGAGUUGAAGAAAUCAAGCGAAAAACUGAAAGAAGAAAGCAGUCUUCGAAAAUUAUCUGAAGCUAAAAACGGUGCCCUUCAAAGAAAAAAUCAAGAGCUUGAAAAUAAAGCACGAAGACUUCAGAAAACACUGGAGGAGGAAUAUAAAAAUAGAAGAACUCAAAAUGAAGAGAUUGACCAGCUUCGCGAAAAGCUUGAAAAUUUUGCUUGUCCGAUAUGCUACGACAAUUUCAACACGGGUGAUCAUUUCUCAUUUACGUUGGAACGGUGUGGUCAUGUUUUUGGGGAAAAAUGCAUAAGAGAGACAAUAAGACAAACUUCUCGAUGUCAUGUUUGCAACAAGAAAGCAAAUGCAGACCAAUUAAUGAGAAUCAUUCUUGUUUAA
Molecule: messenger RNA, 1074 nt
Organism: Oikopleura dioica
Lineage: Eukaryota; Metazoa; Chordata; Appendicularia; Copelata; Oikopleuridae
Source: the annotation of a GenBank genome assembly